UUAGAUCCACCUCCACUACCAUUUAAGGUUCAUCCACUGGACAGUAACACAUCAUACGUGUUUAGAAUGAAUGCAAUAAAUGAAGAAGGAUCUAGUGGGUUUACGGAACCAUCCGGUAUAGGAACUACAUGGACCUUACCAAGCAGUAAAGAAAUCAAUCCUACUUUUAUAAAGGAUGGAAACAACAUAAUUGUUACAUUUAACAAUUUUCCAAGAAAUUGCACGAGUGUCACCAUAUAUUGCUGCGAAGCUGAGGCAGCAACUAGCUGUAUUACAAGAAAUGUUACUAACCUUGGAGAAACACCUAAAGAAGUAAUAAUAUCAAUAGAAGAGAACAAAAAAUACACAGUGUCCUUUCACUAUUAUCAGCGAGAUGAUAUCAUAUAUCGGUCUCAACACCAUAUUGCAGAACAAAGUAACUAUACGCUUUGUAUACAAUUGUUUUUCAGAUGUGUAUUAAUAAGACGCCUUCGCUUAAUUUA
Molecule: messenger RNA, 482 nt
Organism: Owenia fusiformis
Lineage: Eukaryota; Metazoa; Annelida; Polychaeta; Sabellida; Oweniidae
Source: the annotation of a GenBank genome assembly